Messenger RNA from Solanum tuberosum (potato), 699 nucleotides. RefSeq lists its product as uncharacterized. The transcript has 3 exons. The coding region runs from base 1 to 699 and encodes 232 amino acids. Lineage: Eukaryota; Viridiplantae; Streptophyta; Magnoliopsida; Solanales; Solanaceae. The record is from RefSeq and is a predicted model, not a curated record.
AUGCGUUUAAAUUCCUCAAUUGAUGUAGCAAGAUUUCUCUUGAUAUCGGGAUUUUCAUUUUGUGGACAUGAUGAAAGUGAAGGUUCUGAAUAUAAGGAUGCUUUUCUUGAACUUUUGAAAUGGUAUGGGGAUAGAAGUUUUGAUGUGGGAAGAGUAAUAUUAGGUAAUGCUCCACAAAAUGAUAUGAUGAUUUGUCCGACAAUUCAAAAAGAUAUUGUGGAGGCUUGUGCUAAAGAAACAACUAAGGCUAUCAUUAAAGAAUUGGACGGUGAUUAUUUUGGAAUAUUAGUUGAUCAAUCAAAGGAUGUCUCUCAUAAGGAACAAAUAGCUCUAAUUUUGAGAUAUGUCAACAAAAGUGGAAUGGUGAUAGAGCGAUUCUUGGGUAUUGUCCACGUUUAUGAUGGGGCUAGUAAUAUGCAAGGGGAAAUAAAUGGUCUCAAGUCUUUGAUUUUACAAGAUACGUCAUCUGCAUAUUCAAUUCACUGUUUUGCUCACCAAUUGCAAUUGGCACUUGUUGGUCUUUUCAAAAAGAAUUUGGAUGUGGAUAAUUUUUUUUAUGUUCUCACUAAUAUUUUGAAUACUAUUGGAGCUUCAUUUAAAUGCAGAGAUUCACUUCGACAACAUCUAGAAGAUAAGUUGGAAGAGUUGCUUAAAUUUGGAGAAGUUCAUACAUGGCAAGGUGUUGCCAUUGACGAAUGA